CUGUUCCUGUCGGAUGAGUGUUUAAGACGGACUCGGGGUUUAAACGGGUUAUGUGGUUUUGGCCAACAUUUAUUUUCCAAAAAACCGCUCACCGUUUUUAGUCCGGUAAUAUGUGAGUUUUUAGUGAAACUAAUCAUUAACCUUUGAUGGUCAGAGGAAAUAAAGCCGAAAGUCGAUGCGGGGUUAGCCGGAGCACUGGAGCCUGAGAACCGCUUCAUGCUACGUGUCCAGCCCGGUCCAGCCCGUUAGCUCCCACAGCUAAAGCCUCCGGGUCGGAUCCGCUCUGAACAUGGAUUUUAACGCCUGACUUCACCGUGAAACCGGUGAAAAGAGAUCCAGCACGGAGGUCCAGAUGGAGGAGCCACACGGAAUGGAAUGAACCGGGUGUGACAGUUUGUUCACUGAAAGCAGCCGGUAAACAUGAUGUAUUCAUCCAGAAGAAAGCCCGUUCUGUACUUCAAAGAGGAAAGGAGGCUGCUGUCGGGGAACUGCACCAUCUACAAGCUUUUUGGGCUCUGCAUGGUGCUGGUUCUGAUCUCUCUGCUCUGGCUGCAGCUCAGUUGUUCAGGAGACAUGUCCACAUCAUCAGAAAAAGACCACCGUGACCUCCAGCAACCACCACCCUGCCUGUCAAACACUCAGGCCCCUGCAGCGGACGACACUUCCUGGGGUCCUCACAAACUGGCUCUGGUGGUCCCCUUCAGGGAGCGCUUCGAAGAGCUGCUGGUUUUUGUUCCAUUUAUGCACACAUUUCUCAACAAGAAGAAGAUUCGACAUAAGAUCAUCGUCAUCAACCAGGUGGAUCACUACAGAUUUAAUCGUGCCUCACUGAUCAACGUGGGAUACCUAGAGAGCGGGAACGAUACGGAUUACCUGGCCAUGCAUGAUGUGGACCUGCUGCCCAUGAAUGAAGCCCUGGACUACGGGUUCCCCGUAGACGGGCCUUUCCACGUCGCCUCACCAGAGCUGCACCCCCUCUACCAUUACAAGACCUACGUAGGAGGAAUCCUGCUGCUCAGCAAGAGGCAUUAUCACAUGUGUAACGGGAUGUCGAAUCGGUUCUGGGGCUGGGGCAGAGAGGAUGACGAGUUCUACAGACGGCUGAGGAAAGCUGAGCUUCAGCUGUUCCGACCCAGCGGCAUCACAACAGGAUACAAAACCUUCCUCCACAUCCACGACCCGGCCUGGAGAAAACGGGACCAAAAGAGAGUCGCUGCUCAAAAACAGGAACAGUUUAAGGUGGACCCUGACGGAGGGCUGACCAAUCUUCGGUACCAGGUGGAGUCCCGGCAGGAGCUGACAAUCAGCGGUGCUCCGUGCACCAUCAUCAACACCAAAUUGGAGUGUGACCAGAACCAGACUCCCUGGUGUCUCCUGGGUUAAAGAACGGUUCUGGAGUCACUAAGACUGCUUCAGACAGAACCGUCACACAACAAACCAACCAUGGGAACUGUUUCAGGUACAUAACAGGUAUGGAAGUGCUGAUCCAAAGGACCUGGGACUCUCCAGCACCGGGUUAAGAACCUCCUAGUGAAACGGACCAUCAGGAGAGGUUUCCUCAUCUCGCUGCUCGUUUUGGUACCACCAGAAUGAAAGUCAGGUCUGGAUUCUGGUUCUGUAAACAUAGGCAGUCGGAUUUCAGCUUUUUAUCAUGUUUAUGAUGGUCAAGAUGAAACUGACCCAUCAGAACCAGUUUUGGACUGGUUUCUAUUUGAGUUGUUUGGUUUCAGACUUUACACUUUGAUGGAACAGAGAUGUUUUUAUUUUAUUUUAUUUUCAUUACCCUUUGGUAAAGUUCUGAUCAUUUUUAUGACUCAAUAUCUGGUAAUUUAAAGGACAAUAAUGUACAAUAAAGAAGUGGUACUGAA
This is a messenger RNA of Nothobranchius furzeri (turquoise killifish), 1868 nucleotides long. RefSeq names its product xylosylprotein beta 1,4-galactosyltransferase, polypeptide 7 (galactosyltransferase I) (gene b4galt7). Lineage: Eukaryota; Metazoa; Chordata; Actinopteri; Cyprinodontiformes; Nothobranchiidae. The record is from RefSeq and is a predicted model, not a curated record. Gene Ontology annotation, cellular component: Golgi apparatus. Gene Ontology annotation, molecular function: xylosylprotein 4-beta-galactosyltransferase activity. Gene Ontology annotation, biological process: carbohydrate metabolic process; proteoglycan biosynthetic process.